AUGACACAGAGCUACGACUAUGAUGAAGGGUCCGAAACAUGGCCAUUUUUCUUAUUGACCGUGUUAUGUGUGAUCUUGGUACCAUUGACCGUUAAGCAAAUAUGGGACAUGCUGUCAAGCAGCGAUGCGGAAACCGAGGCGCAGGAGCAGAAGUCUCAACUUGGAAUGCUGUCGGAAGCAUAUACUGCAGAUGAGAUUCAUGCUUUCAGAGCGAAGUACGUUUCCAAAAAAUCCAAGUGGGCUGCCAAACGAAAUCUGUUCAUCAUUGCUGGCUGGACUCUAGUUGCCUAUUUGGUCCAGCACAUUGGAUCCAAUGAUGCAAUCAGAGAUGCUGCUACUACUUUGUUUGAUCCCUACUCGCUCUUGAACAUUUCAACUAGCUCAACCGAACGUGAAAUUCGUUCUGCGUACCGCAAGCUGUCCAUCAAGUUUCAUCCUGACAAACUGCCCAAAGAAUUAACUGCCGAGGAGCGGACUACCAUGGAAGAGCAAUAUGUUAUGAUUACUAAAGCCUACAAAUCGCUUACCGAAGAAAUUACUCGUGAAAACUACCUCAGGUACGGCCACCCAGAUGGGCCGCAAGCGACUUCUCAUGGUAUAGCUUUGCCCAAGUUUCUAGUUGACAGCUCUGUCUCAUCUCUCGUAGUUUUGGGAUACGUUGGAUUACUAGGCUUUAUUUUACCCUUUUUAGUCAGCAGAUGGUGGUCCAAAACCCAAUCUAUGACGAAGAAAGGGAUACACGUCAAAUCUGCUUCUUACUUUUCCGACAGACUGUUCAAUUUCAAACCCUCUCAAGUGGUGACGAUGGAUCUUCUCAUCAAUUGGAUCUCUCACGCACAGGAGUUUAAAGUCAUGUAUCCUGCUCUUCACCAAGAAACAUUCGAGAAAUUGAUACACGAUCACAUCAACCGCGAAAACAGCGGUGAUUUACAGAAUGAAAAGUUUAGAAUUGUGGCUAAAAGUCACGUCUUACUCUUUGGGUUGUUAGAUAUUGCCACCACUUUUCGCAACCUCGAAAUUUCCAACAUGGCUAUUGACACCUUAAAGGCAAUUGUUCAAGCUACUCCUCUGUCUCCUUAUUCCCAGAUCUUGCAGCUUCCCAAUGUCGAUGCUGAGCGAUUUAUAAAUGGCUCUGUGGAUGACAUUCGCACUCUCGGGAAACUUUUCACUUACGAGGACAAAAAGAUCAGUAAGAUCUUAGGAAUUGAUGAUGAAGAUAAGUUGCAGGAAACAUUGACUGUCGCUUCAAAUAUACCUUUCUUGAAGCUGAUAAGGGCAGAGUUCAAAGUUCCUGGCGAAACGAUUGUUACCCCUCAGUCAACACCUCAUAUUUCUUUAAAAGUGCUAGUGCGUUCGGCUAAACACAAAUUUUUCGGUCCCACAAAAAUCCCAGAUGAAAUGUGUCGGGAAAAACAAGACUUUGAUUCUCUCAGAGACCCAUUCGCAUCUAUUCAAGACCAGCCUAAACUACCACAGUCCUUUGCACCUUUUUUCCCUGCCAAACGUAGUGGCUGCUGGUGUGCACUUGUUGUCCUUCAAAAAGAUGGUAAGGUCAUUCAAACGCCCAUGUUGGUAGACAGACUAUCAUUCACCAAUUUAAAAAACGACCUCGAUAAGAGAACAGUCUCAGACCUGGAAAAAGAUUUCAAUCCCGAAGACUGGUGCAUUGGUACUAUCAAAAUUCCUUACAGCCAACCAGCUCCCGAGGAAAAAGGCGACUACUUUUUCAGAGUUAUUGUCAAGAGCACCGAGUAUUUUGGGCCUGAUCUCGAUUUUACCGUGACAAUGAGUGUUCGUGAACCUUCUCAAGUCGAAAAAAUGGAGAGAGAGGCUCUUGAAGAAGAGUCGGAUCUUGAGGAUGGUGAAGGUAGUGAAUUGGAAGAGGAUGAUGAAAGUAACGACGAAUUAGAGGAUGAUGAGAGUGAUUAUACUGACAUUGAUACAGACACGGAGGAUGAGGAUGAUGAAAAUUCUGUGGUCAAGCCCGAGACCUCAUAG
Messenger RNA from Lachancea dasiensis, 1998 nucleotides. Lineage: Eukaryota; Fungi; Ascomycota; Saccharomycetes; Saccharomycetales; Saccharomycetaceae. The record is from the annotation of a GenBank genome assembly.